Molecule: messenger RNA, 873 nt
Organism: Armigeres subalbatus
Lineage: Eukaryota; Metazoa; Arthropoda; Insecta; Diptera; Culicidae
Gene: Polr3G
Product: DNA-directed RNA polymerase III subunit RPC7-like
Exons: 3
Coding region: 188-844 (218 amino acids)
Biological process (GO): transcription by RNA polymerase III
Cellular component (GO): RNA polymerase III complex
Source: RefSeq, a predicted model, not a curated record
AAAUUUGUUUACAUUUUUCACCACUCGCAUGUUGGUCGGCAUUUCCAAUCUGUAGUUUAAAAUUUUUAGUGUUCUCAGGUUUAAAUAAGUUGCUUGGCGUAAUGUAGUUUGAAAAAUAAUCGAGCACAUUAUUUAUUAGUUUAAAACUGAGACUAAAUUUUUGGUGUGAAGAUAAACAAACCACAAAAUGGCAGGACGUGGUCGAGGAAAGGCUACCGGCUCUCUAACGCAGGAACAACUCCAAUCCAUGGGUGUUACCAGAAAUGAGAUGCAGGCUGUUUCAUCCGCUGCACCUCCCCCACUGUAUCCAAUUCUACAAUCGAAACCGGUUCCACUGGAGUCCAACGCUGACCGGGAUUAUAAAAUUCUUUGGAAAGAGGACUUCAUUUCGUACCUACGAGAAUCUCCGUACUACACAACUGUGAAAAGUUCGAAAGGUCCCGUGCAGCGGUACUCCGAUAAGGUCAUUAAUGUAAUUGAAAACGAUCCCAAGCGGAAGUAUGAAGGCGACUUCAUAUGGAGUAUGAUGCCGGCGGAACUAAAACCGACGUUCAAGCGGACAAAAGCGACUGCUAAUGGAACUUCAAAGGGAACCAAGAAGCCCAAAGUUGUAGACAUAAACGCCAAACUUAGUGAGUUGGAACAGAAAGAGUCCUUUCUGGACGACACGGACGUUAAGAAAGAGAAAGCCAGUGAUUCGGAGGACGACAAGGAUGAAGAGCAGGAAGAGGAGGUUGCCGACGAGGAGAUGGACGACGAGAAUGAUUACGGGAACAACUACUUUGACAACGGGGAGGGGUACAAUGAGGAGGAUGAUAAUUUGGAUGAUGGGCCUGUUUAUUAGAAACAUAAAUAUACUUUGUUAUGCUUAAA